Molecule: messenger RNA, 1444 nt
Organism: Hemicordylus capensis (graceful crag lizard)
Lineage: Eukaryota; Metazoa; Chordata; Lepidosauria; Squamata; Cordylidae
Product: SUN domain-containing protein 2-like
Exons: 13
Coding region: 150-1430 (426 amino acids)
Biological process (GO): nuclear envelope organization
Cellular component (GO): nuclear envelope; meiotic nuclear membrane microtubule tethering complex
Molecular function (GO): protein-membrane adaptor activity
Source: RefSeq, a predicted model, not a curated record
CAUGCAGUUUGUUCCCAGUAGAAAAUAUUGGAAUUAUUUCCCAUUUAACUCAUUGAACAGUGAGGUAUCACAUACAGAUCUGCUCUAUUUAAGCGGAUACUAUCGAAGUUGGAAGAAGCAGUGCCAGGUAGGCUAUAAGGAUCGAUCACAUGUUCAGCUUUUUUGGAGAAAUUACAAUGGAACGGCGGAGUGAAAGACUGGCUAACCUCCAAAGGUUGAAUCCCAUUUCAUACCGAGAAACAGGAGUGAAGAGGGUUUUUAAAAGAAUCCGCAGGAAGCGCGCCUCUCUUGCGGCACAAGCAAAAAGGGAGCACCAAACAUGGACAGAGAGCUACCUGCAGGGAGGGUGUGGUACAAGCAGCUAUGAACCAGAAGACCAGAUGCAACCUUGCUGUAGUAAAGACCUGCCAGAUCAAAGGCACUUAAUUAUCCAACGUUGUUUUGAAUCUCCCAAGUUGAUGGACCCGAACCCUAAUAUCAUGAUAUGCCCGGAUCAACAGCCACUUGUUGUAGUUACAGAAAUACAGCAACUGAAAAGCCACAGUAGGCCCUGUCUUCUUGAAACUCAGACAUACUCAAGCAACAAUACAGCCACUUAUGCCUUCCAGAGUACAGUAGAACGUUCUAGGCCCAUCAUGAAGACGUUGAUUUUUCUGACACUGGUAUUUAUACUGGGCAUCUUUUCUGGAUUUCUAUAUGCCUUGGGUACCCCCUCUGAUGCCUACAAGCAGGUGAUGAAGUUACAGCUGAGUCGCCAGAAUGAGGCCCUUCAGCAACAUCUUCAGAAACACAUCUAUACUUUCCGCCAGCAAGUUACUGGGCUCCAGAGUCUCCUAGAUGCCUUUGUCAGUGUCCAUGGAUACUGGGAAAACCAGAAGCAUCGUUUUGUACAAGUGGGUAGCUCAGCCGUCGAGAGCAGCCGUAUCCAGAAGGAAGACUUUGCUUUGAAGUCUGCGGGUGCCUCAGUUGUGAAAUGCAGCAAAAGCUUUAAGACAGAAGCACAGGUUUGCAUGUUGGGAUUCUGCUGGGACUACUCACGGUCGCCAGAGGUCAUUCUAGAGCGGGACAAUACGCCUGGGAAUUGCUGGGCCAUGGAGGGAUCUCAAGGCUACGUAGUCAUCAAAUUGUCCCAAGAGAUCUGCCCAGUUGCUGUGACCCUGGAUCAUAUUACAAAGAUAGUCUCUCACACCGAAGAGAUAUCUAGUGCUCCAAAGAACUUUUCUGUCCAUGGAUUCAAAGAUGAUUUUGAAAAGGAAGAAGGAACCUUCCUAGGGUCAUUUGUCUACAGAAUUGAUGGUUUCCCUAUGCAAACAUUCAAGUUGGAGCCAGCAAAUUCAGAUAGAUUUAAGUACCUUCUGCUGAAGAUUUUGAGUAACUGGGACCAUCCAAACUACACCUGCAUCUAUGGUUUUCAUGUGUAUGGAGAAUGAGCAUAUUAAUUGAG